Molecule: messenger RNA, 2622 nt
Organism: Durio zibethinus
Lineage: Eukaryota; Viridiplantae; Streptophyta; Magnoliopsida; Malvales; Malvaceae
Product: TORTIFOLIA1-like protein 3
Cellular component (GO): microtubule
Molecular function (GO): microtubule binding
Source: RefSeq, a predicted model, not a curated record
CCUGCUUAAAAGGCCACCGCUUCGCAUGCCUUUUAACGACUCUCCUUCUUCACCUUAAAUUAGAAAGGCCUGGACGAACCUUGGACAUCUCCCAGCACUGGAGACUCGCCCAAUGCCACCUCCACCCGCACCGCCUGCUGCUCCACUGCCGCAGCAAAAGAAGUAAAAACGAAGAAUGGCGCAAUCCUUUAAACUCAAAGUUAACACUCUCCUUAAUAAGCUCGGUGACCGAGACACGUUCUCUCUCGCCGCUGCUGAGCUCGAGUCCAUUUCUAGAAACCUCGAUGCUACAUUACUUCCGACUUUCCUUUCCUCUAUUCUUUCCGUUGAUUCCUCCGAUAAAAUAGGAAUCCGGAAGCAAUGCGUGAAGCUUAUUUCUGUUUUAGCCGUUGCAUAUCCAAAUUCUCUCCCUCAUUUCCUCCCUAAAAUCCUCUCUAGCCUCCUCCGCCGCCUCCGGGACCCCGACUCCACCGUCCGCUCCGCCUGUGUAGACGCCGUCUCCGCUCUCUCCGCCAACCUCACAAAAUGCAACUUCUCUUCGUUUUUGAAGCCUUUGAGCGACGCGCUUUUCACGGAACAAGAACCGAACGCGCAGAUCGGGGCGGCAUUGUGUUUAGCUGCUGCGGUUGACGGGUCGCCGGGCCCGGAUCCUGUUAGGCUGGCGAGGAUGCUGACGAAGCUGGAGAAACUCGUGAACUGCGAUGGGUGCAAGGCGAAGGCGGCGGUUUUGGUGGUGAUCGGGAGUGUGAUCGGGUCGGGUGGGGCGUCGAAUUUGGGUCAAGCCAUGAUGAAGGAAUUGGUUGGAUGCUUGAUUGGGUUUCUGAGUAGUGAAGAUUGGGCAGCGAGGAAGGGAGCGGCCGAGGCCCUUGGGAGGUUGGCGGUGGUUGAGAGGGAUUCAUUGACUGAGUUUAAAACUGUUUGCAUGAAAGUUUUUGAGGCUAGAAGAUUUGAUAAGGUAAAAGCUGCUAGGGAGGUUAUGAGUCAGAUGUUAGAGGCGUGGAAGCAGGUUCCUGAUGUUUCAGAAGAGGCGUCUCCGCCACCUCGAUCGCAGGCUUCUUCUAAAGAGGAUGUAAGUGACGGACGCUACCCACCCGGCUCUAAAAUUUCUUCCAAUGCGGAUGUUGCAGCUCCUCAAACUAGAAAGAAACCUACUUUGAUUACAAGGUCAACUCCGCCUGAUAGUUCCUUUGCAACCACAGCUAGGAAGAGAAGUCCUUUAAAGGCAACCAUUCAGAAAGUUAAUGGCAAGAAGCCCCUAGACUGGAGAGUUGAGAUUGCUGUUCCUCAUGCCACUACUGUGACAGGGGCACGUGAGGGUAGUGUUAAGGAGAGGAGUGAGAAUGUAUUACAAAGGAAGAAUAAUGAGAAUGUGAAGUCUACAAAGUCUGAAAUAAAGCGAUCCCUUUUCCGUAAUAAGAAUUCUGAUGACAAGCACAACAAAGUUGGUGGUUCAAAGUCUGGAUCUCGCGUGGCUCCUUGUCAUGAGGAAACCCCUGAAUCCACUGUUGUGGUUAGUAAUGCCUAUGAGAAUCUCAAUGCAAACCAUAAAGACUGUGAGGAUUUAUCUCUGAUCCGCAACCAACUGGUUCAGAUAGAAAAGCAGCAAUCUAGCCUGCUAGAUCUCCUGCAGAGAUUCAUUUGUAGCUCACAGACUGGGAUGAAUUCACUGGAGACACGCGUGCAUGGUCUAGAACUGGCUUUGGAUGAGAUCUCACAUGACUUGGCUGUAUCAACUGGAAGCAUGUCUACUUCCAGCAGCACCACUUGUUGCCUACUACCUGCUGCAGGUUUUUUGAGCUCCAAGUUCUGGAGGAAAACACAUGGCCAAUACAUUACCUCUAGGUUUUCUACUUCCAGCGGCACCCCUUCAGUGGCUGCCACACGCUAUAGAGCCGAUCGAAAUUGCAAUGCUGAAACAUUUAAGUUGGAGAACCAUAGGUUACGUCUUCAAGGUGGUGGUGGAUUUAUUAUGAAUCCAUUGGCAGAAAUUCACAGUGAUUCAAGGCCUUUCUCUGAGAUAACACAUCAGUGACAACAGCACCAGAAGCAGCAGGUUUGCAGCAUGAUUGGGACUUGGGGGUCAAGGAAAUGCAAUGUUUUGCCCAAUUUUAUGUGGGUGGUGCCCUAUUGUGAAGUUGCCUAAAGCAAAUUGCUUGGUGGGGUUCUCAUACAGUUCAUUUUAAACUCACCUCAUAAAGCCUACCGUCUUGUCGUUCUUCUGGUGAAACCAAAAGUAGUAUCAUCUGAUAAUUUCUUCAUUUUUGGUUUAGACCUUUUUAUCCCUACAAAAUUUUUUUAGAGGCAUAUGAAGACUGGAGAAAGAGUGGGCUACACCACCUCAAUUUUCCAGCCUGGUAUAGAGUGUGAAAAUGUGUACAGCUUCCUGAUGUUUUUGGAACACUUUGUUUUUUCUUUCUUGCUUUACAGAUCAUCUGAAAGGGCAAUCACUAUCAUUUUACUUUGAUGAUGAGCAUCCUUAUAAUACAGCAACACUAGCAGUUUUAAGAUGGUGGGGUCUAAUUAAGUUAAUGCAAACGAGAAAAAUGCUUCUUAACCUAACGCUUUGUCCCACAUGAUACACAGUUAUUAGUUUACUAUUAUUUAUACAUAGAAAUUGGAUUC